Molecule: messenger RNA, 1299 nt
Organism: Exserohilum turcica Et28A
Lineage: Eukaryota; Fungi; Ascomycota; Dothideomycetes; Pleosporales; Pleosporaceae
Exons: 4
Coding region: 1-1299 (432 amino acids)
Source: RefSeq, a predicted model, not a curated record
AUGGCAGCAGCUGGAACGGUGAUUGCGCCGCCCUAUGUCAUUACCGCGACGGACAAGCGCGGGCUGAUAGUCGUAACCGGAGUCUCCGUGCUGGCCUUUGUGUGGUCGUGCUCGCUGAUCCGGCUGUGGCUGCGAUGGCAAUUGAAGCAGUGGAGAUGGGAUGACUGGUGGCUGUCAGCCGCAACGGUGCUCGACACGGUCCAGACAGGCCUUGUCUUGCACCUGGUCACGCUGGGCUUGGGCGCCUCCCAAGCCGACUUGUCGCUGGCCCAACGCGAGCGCCUGGGAAAAGAAGGCUUCGCAACACAAAUCCUGUACAUCUUCGUCCUCUUAACCUCGAAGCUGUCAGUGCUAUUUCUGCACCUGCGCCUAUCACCAGGAGGCUGGCACCGCCUCGCCAUCUGGUUCAUCCUCGUGGUAUCCUGCAUCUGGGCCGUCCUCUCCGUCGUGCUCGUGGCAGUCCCGUGUAAUCCGCUCCAAGCCGUGACUCGGCCUCCGCAUUGUAGUAACAGGUGGCCCAAAUGGCUGGCUAUCAGCAUCCUCGAUAUCGUCACCGAGUUUCUCAUCUUCACCACGGCUAUCCAGCUGGUACACUGCCUCAACAUGCGGCGGUCGGCCAAGGUGCUGGUCAUUGUUGCGUUUAGCGCGCGGCUGCCCGUCAUUGUGCUGGCGAGCGUGCGCCUGCACUAUCUGCACCAGCGCUUCCACGGCUCGUAUACGUUUGAGUACCUCGUUGCCACGCAGUGGCAGAUGGGCUAUGCCAUCAUGAGCUGCACCAUCACCGGCAUGGGCCCGCUGCUACGCCCGUUUGAGAAUGAAUAUGUGUCGAGCACCAAGGAACAGGGCCAGAGCAGUGACCAGCACGUCAUGACACGGGACUCGGUCAGCUCCAGUGGCAGCUCGGUUCUGCCUCCUCGCCGCAUGCCCAGGACCGCGCCAGAUAAUGUUUCCGAGUUUUACUUGAUGGACAACUUGCCCCCGCGAAAUACUACCAAGCGCACAAAGGCCCAUCACCGCCGCUCUGCUUCUCUGGACCCAAGUCGAUUGGCAACUUCGUCGUCUCCACCGCCAGCCACCAUGACGGCAGAUGAAAACUUCUGCCCUGCACACCUGUAUCGCAGCCACGAAGCAGAGGUUUGGGUGGGAGAACGGUCUAUGAGCUUUUGCCAGGACGAGUCACAGCCUGGCGCUGGGCCCAGUGGCAAAGGGGGAGCCAACUUGGUCAUUGGCAAGAAGAGAGAGUUCAAGGUCGAGAUUGAUCGAGCCAGCCGCUAUGCCGACAACGUGUUUGAAGCAUGA